UCUAAAGUCCCCUUUUUCAAAUGCCCUAAGCGAAAAGGGAGAUGUGUGAAGAAAUAUCGCACAAUUUAAAGCGCAAAAAAGCAUUUGUUUUGUCCCUGCAUUGUUGAGGAAAAUCCACUUGCAUUUUGUCCAUCUCAAACGCUGAAACAUGCAGAAACACUGAACCAGGAACAAAACAGACAGUCACAUUGAAAAAGAAAAUCGUGCAUGAUCAUGAUGAGAUCACAGGGAUUUGAUGCAAAAAGUUGUCUAAGUCGUAGAUGAAGAUGGACAACCCCACAGGAGAUGGGGGUGGUGAUAGCAGUGGUCUUGGUGACAGUUUCUUGGGGUCUCAUCCGUACAUAGUGUCAGAAGGGCAAGACGAAGGAGACACGUCAGAUGGUGAUCAGGGGAAUGAUGCACCAUUACGGGAGCAGGAUCGCUUUCUUCCCAUAGCUAAUGUCGCAAGAAUAAUGAAAAAAUCUAUUCCAAAAACUGGAAAGAUUGCAAAGGAUGCGAAGGAGUGUGUACAGGAAUGUGUCUCAGAGUUCAUCAGCUUUAUAACAAGCGAAGCCAGUGAACGGUGCCAUCAAGAGAAACGAAAGACCAUCAAUGGGGAAGACAUCUUAUUUGCCAUGUCAAAUCUUGGUUUUGAUAACCAUGUGGACCCUCUGAAAUUAUAUCUUCAAAAAUAUAGAGAGUCAACAAAGGGCGAAAAAGGAAUGGUUGGUGUAAAUGAAGGACUGGAAGAACUGGCAUCUGGUACUGACGAUACAUUUGCACAUGGUUUACCGACAAAUAUCUUGACAACUGAUCAGUCUGGCCAACAGAGUGUAAUCUACACAGCAGCAUUUGCUAAUCAGAUACCGCAGCAUCAGAUUCAAUUUGGAUGAGAUAUAGAUGGAGAAUCAGCUGUGUAUAUACUGGCCAGAUUCCUAGAAAGAACUCUCUAAAAGUUCAGGACUUAUGUUAUAAACACUUAUUUUAUUGAGCUCUACAGCUGGACUGAUUUACAAUGUUUGAUAUUGAGGAUUUUAUAUUUGUGAAAUAUUUGUGUUGUGAGAGAUCACAUCUUCCUCGUAAUUGAUAAACUGUGUAUUGAAUUAUAAAUUACAUGUGACAGCCAAUAUUUCUUCGCACUUGACAAGGCCAAGUAAAUACUAGACCCAAGAUAGUUUCCCUGCUCAAAGUCAGUCAGCAGUGGGGCAAACUGUAAUGGUGUAUAUCACUUUGCUGUGGUGAUCACCCUCAAAUGUCAUUUUUCGUCUUGAGUAAAAAGAGAACUGUGCAUUUUGGAUAGGACUCGACAUAUAAUUGUUCAUCCCAGGUUGUCAGUUACUCUGGGUUAUUACUAUGUCUUCAGCAGACAUUUUGUUGUGGUAGGAGCAAUUGUCCAAAGUACACCAUGAAUUUGAAAAAAAAAAUUGUAUAAAUAUGAAAAGGAUUGGAAACUUCUGUCAAUGUAAACUUUGGUUUGGUAGAAUUUUAUUGAAGUAGAUGAUUUUUUGUAAGAAAAAGACAAUAAAUCAUUCAUAGU
Lineus longissimus is the source of this 1516-nucleotide messenger RNA. RefSeq names its product nuclear transcription factor Y subunit beta-like. The coding region runs from base 261 to 872 and encodes 203 amino acids. The record is from RefSeq and is a predicted model, not a curated record. Gene Ontology annotation, cellular component: nucleus; CCAAT-binding factor complex. Gene Ontology annotation, molecular function: protein heterodimerization activity; RNA polymerase II cis-regulatory region sequence-specific DNA binding; DNA-binding transcription activator activity, RNA polymerase II-specific. The transcript is spliced from 8 exons. NCBI's taxonomy places the organism in Eukaryota, Metazoa, Nemertea, Pilidiophora, Heteronemertea, Lineidae. Gene Ontology annotation, biological process: regulation of transcription by RNA polymerase II.